AGUGUCAUACACUCACUCACUCACUCACACACACACACACACACACACACACGCACAGAAACCCACCACCUGGGUCCAGCAUGGCAACCAUCACCUGCACUCGCUUCACAGAGGAGUACCAGCUUUAUGAAGAACUGGGCAAGGGCGCGUUCUCGGUGGUGCGAAGGUGUGUGAAGAUCCUCUCAGGGCAGGAAUAUGCCGCUAAGAUCAUCAACACCAAGAAGCUCUCUGCCAGAGAUCACCAGAAGCUGGACAGAGAGGCUCGGAUCUGUCGACUACUUAAACACCCAAACAUCGUGCGGCUCCACGACAGCAUCUCAGAGGAGGCACAUCAUUACCUCAUCUUCGACCUUGUGACAGGUGGAGAGCUGUUCGAGGACAUUGUGGCAAGAGAAUAUUACAGUGAGGCAGAUGCCAGUCACUGUAUUCAGCAGAUCCUGGAGGCGGUGCUUCACUGUCAUCAGAUGGGCGUGGUUCACCGAGACCUAAAGCCAGAGAACCUCCUCUUGGCCUCCAAGUCCAAAGGUGCAGCAGUGAAGCUUGCAGAUUUUGGACUGGCAAUUGAAGUGGAAGGAGAUCAGCAGGCAUGGUUUGGCUUUGCAGGGACUCCUGGGUAUCUCUCACCUGAAGUGUUACGGAAAGAUCCAUAUGGUAAAGCUGUGGACCUGUGGGCCUGUGGUGUGAUUCUUUACAUCCUACUGGUUGGAUAUCCGCCUUUCUGGGAUGAAGAUCAGCAUCGACUCUAUCAGCAGAUCAAAGCUGGAGCUUAUGACUUUCCUUCUCCUGAGUGGGACACGGUCACUCCUGAAGCUAAAGAUCUCAUCAAUAAGAUGCUGACCAUCAAUCCGGCGAAGAGGAUCACCGCCGCUGAGGCACUGAAACACCCCUGGAUCUCUCAUCGCUCCACUGUGGCCUCCUGCAUGCACAGACAGGAAACUGUGGAGUGUCUGAAGAAGUUCAACGCUCGUCGGAAGCUGAAGGGAGCGAUUCUCACCACUAUGCUCGCCACCAGAAACUUCUCAGGAGGGAAGAGUGGAAGCAACAAGAAGACGGACGGAGUGAAGGAAUCUUCAGAGAGCUCAAAUACCACUAUUGAGGAUGAAGACACCAGGGUGAGGAAACAGGAGAUCAUUAAAGUGACUGAGCAGCUCAUUGAGGCCAUCAGCAACGGAGACUUUGAGAGUUACACGAAGAUGUGUGAUCCCAGUGUAACUGCGUUCGAGCCUGAAGCUCUGGGAAACCUGGUGGAGGGCCUUGACUUCCAUCGCUUCUACUUUGAGAACUUGUGGUCUAAGAACAGUAAGCCUGUACACACCACCAUCCUGAACCCUCACAUUCAUCUGAUUGGAGACGAGGCGGCCUGCAUCGCUUACAUCCGCAUCACGCAGUUCAUCGAUGCUAACGGAACGCCGCGCUCCGCCCAGGCCGAGGAAUCCCGCGUGUGGCACCGACGUGACGGCAAAUGGCAGAUCGUCCACUUCCAUCGCUCCGGAGCGCCCUCUACCAUCACCAAUUGAGCUGAAGAGAUGGCGUUAUCAGAGUGUGAUCGUCCUGGUUGUCCUGCUGCUCUGCAAGCUGAUUGGACACCACAGAAGCUGCCUGACUACCCACAAUCCUUUACUUCCCAUAACUAACAUGAGCACCCAGGCUCACUCACUCACUCACUCACUCACUCAUCUACACACACACACACACACACACACACACAUACACACACACACACACACACACACACACACACACACACACAUUGAGCAUUUUCCCACAUUAGGGGUUGUUUACUUUUCCAUGGAUUUGACCGGGACACUGAUCCGAUCCGAGUGUUUACCAGGAACAGAACUCAUAGUUUAUUAGAUUAUACUCAUUUAGAUUUUAAUUAUUAUUUUUUUUUUAUAAAUGUUCCUGUUAGCAGCAUAAGUGACAUAUUAGCAUGCAUGCUAAUGCUAAGCUAUUCAGCUCCAGCUGUGUUUCAGUUUUUUUGCCUUUAUUACUGAUAACUCCACAUAUUACUGCUCACAGGGAGGAGGGGCUAGCAUGUAGGGCAAUAACACACACACACACACACACACACACACACACACACACACACACACACAAACACACAUACAUACAUACAUACAUACAUAUACACACAUGAGCGUGAUGAAUGUAAGAAAGAAAAGUGAGCUCAUCUUGAAUUACCUGUAAAUAAAUAAAUAAAUAAAUAAAUAAAUAAAUAAUGUUAGUAAGUGCAGUGGGAUCUGAAGAGAGUUAGCACUAGUGCUUGAAAUGAGCUAAUGCUAAAACUAUGCUAAUGCUAGCAGCAGUUAAUGCUAGAGGAUGUGAUUGAGGUUUCCAGGCCAGAGAUUUACUCCAAAAUCAUUUAUAUAUAUAUAUAAAGUACUCAAAUCUCCACACUAAAUACUUCACACUCUAUACUCCACACUCCACACGCCAUACCCAAUACUCCACACUAAAUACUCCACACUCUAUACUCAAUACUCCACACUAAAUACUCCACACUCUAUACUCAAUACUCCACACUAAAUACUCCACACUCUAUACUCAAUACUCCACACUAAAUACUCCACACUCUAUACUCAAUACUCACACUAAAUACUCCACUCUGUACUCAAUACUCCACACUAA
Messenger RNA from Silurus meridionalis, 2628 nucleotides. It is a transcript of the gene camk2a, whose product is annotated as calcium/calmodulin-dependent protein kinase II alpha. Gene Ontology annotation, cellular component: neuron projection; cytoplasm. Gene Ontology annotation, molecular function: calmodulin binding; calcium/calmodulin-dependent protein kinase activity; ATP binding. The transcript has 18 exons. The coding region runs from base 81 to 1517 and encodes 478 amino acids. Lineage: Eukaryota; Metazoa; Chordata; Actinopteri; Siluriformes; Siluridae. Gene Ontology annotation, biological process: protein phosphorylation. The record is from RefSeq and is a predicted model, not a curated record.